Messenger RNA from Bombyx mandarina (wild silkworm), 1366 nucleotides. RefSeq names its product zinc finger protein 311-like. The record is from RefSeq and is a predicted model, not a curated record. NCBI's taxonomy places the organism in Eukaryota, Metazoa, Arthropoda, Insecta, Lepidoptera, Bombycidae.
GAGUGAAAGAAGCAAUAAAAAGUAUUGUUAACCAUUUCUCGAAUUUCGCCAGUUUACCUUCCGCCAGGCGACUAUUCAAAAAUGGUUUUAGUUUCGGAUAAUAAUCUGCUCUGCUACUCAAUUGCUAUUUAAUAAAAAUUUAGCUAAAAGACAAUAACGGCUAUUAAACUUUUUUGUUAUCAUUUCUAUACAAACUAACUAGAAUUACUUCUUUGUUAGACAAAGUUUUAUCAGAAAAAAAUAUGCGGACGCAAUCACCAAAGAAUGAAAUAGCGAUGUCCAGAAAAAAUGAAACCUUAAAGAAAAACUCAAGGAAAAAAAAAUUCAAAAUCAUAAUAGAAGAAAAUUUGGAUGUAGAAAGCCAUCUCUGUAGACUGUGUCUUAACUCAGCUGAAAAGAGUUUAUACAGCAAUAACUUUACUUUUGAUAUCAUGUACUAUAUUAAAUUUGUUCUAGGAAUAGAGGUAGCACAGAAUGAUGGGAGGCCUGAUCACAUUUGUAGCAACUGUGAGAAGAUUUUCCAUGACAUGGAAGAAUUGAAAAAGACAGCCAAAGCCACACAUAGGGUAUUGGAACUUGAAAUGAUGUCAAAUGCAUUAUCACAGCAAAAAGGUAAUGGUGAUUUACAAUCAAUUGAAAUUGAACGCAAUGAGAAUCUUAAUUCAGCUCCUACAUUAUUGUGGACUUGUAAAAGGUGUGCAAGGAACUUUGAAAAUGAGAAUGAUCUAGCUGUACACAAGAAAGAUGAAAGUUGUUCGAAAGACAAGAAAUAUGUUUGCGAAAUAUGUGGUGUCGAAAUGAAGUCGAUGGCCAGACUAAACAGACACAGGUCAAUACACAGUGACGUGCUACAACACGCAUGCGCGUCGUGUUCGUAUCGGGGCCGCACGCUGUACGCGCUGCGCACGCACGAGCGCACGCACACGCGCGCCCGCCCGCACGCGUGCCCGCGGUGCGCACGCACCUUCCGCAGCGCUGCCAACCUCGCCUCCCAUCGACGGAGGCAUCAGCCGCCGCGCUACCACUGUCCUACGUGUACGAAGCCCUUCAGGUUCAAGGAGAGUCUACAGAAUCACUUGGCAGCCCUACACAGUACAGCUAAACCUCAUGUCUGCAACACAUGCGGAAAGGCCUUUGCUACCCGAAAGCUACUCUGUCGCCAUGAAAGAAGAGUUCACAAUCGUCCAAAAAUACGAGCAGGAAAAAUGCCAACAUAUCUAAAACAGCAGCAAGAUAAUGUAACUUGAACUAAAUCUGAUUAAAGUAAAAACAAAUUUAUUUCAGUGAGGAACUAUUUGAAAUUAGUUUUCGCAAAUGCAAAAGUUACUUCGGUAUUCAUGAAAAGAAUAGUACAAUAAAUGUAUUA